Salvelinus sp. IW2-2015 is the source of this 1352-nucleotide messenger RNA. It is a transcript of the gene dapp1, whose product is annotated as dual adaptor of phosphotyrosine and 3-phosphoinositides. Lineage: Eukaryota; Metazoa; Chordata; Actinopteri; Salmoniformes; Salmonidae. The record is from RefSeq and is a predicted model, not a curated record.
GGCACAUCACUAUGGCACAGCCAUACCGUAGGCUUACAGUAUGUUCUGUUUUGUUGUGGAAUGACGUAGCAUGUCUAAUUUAAUCUUCCCAGCCAGCAGCCGAGACAACUUCCUCGUAUGGUAGUUUUAUUUUGGUCAGUCAGUGUGUCGAUUUCGGUCUGUGAUUUUAGAAUGUUGAGUCGACUCGGUAACCUGACAGGUGGAGACUGAGAAGCGCACAGGUGAACUGCCAUCGUUUACACGAUGAGCUACUACAGUGAUACGCCAAGUGUCGACGAUGAGUUGGAGUCAUUAGGAUGGUACCACUUUGACCUGUCCCGCCAUGCCGCUGAAGCUCUCCUCCUAUCCAAUGGGAAAGAUGGCAGCUAUCUCCUCCGAAACAGUCAUGAGGGUCCUGGCAGCUUUGCCCUCUCUGUCAGAGCCAAGGAUUCAGUUAAACAUUUCCAUGUGACACGGAAAAGCAGUGGCUACGCUUUUGGCUUCAAUGAGUUUGCGUCCCUCCAGGACUUUGUCAGCCAUUUUGCCAACCAGCCUCUGCUGGGCAGUGAGACAGGAACCCUCAUUGUUCUUAAAUGCCCAUAUCCAUGGCGUGUAGAAGAGCCGUCCAUCUAUGAGUCUGUGCGGGUUCACACCGCCAUGCAGACAGGACGAACAGAGAGCGACCUGGUGGCUAACGCUCCAUCGUUUGGAACAAAGGAGGGCUAUCUGGUCAAGUUAGGAGCAGUCGUAAAGAACUGGAAGCAGAGGUGGUUCACAUUAAACAGAAAUGAGCUCAAAUACUUUAAGGACAAAAUGUUUGAUGAGCCUAUUCGCACCAUUGAUCUGACAGCAUGCUCUGCAGUCCAGUUUGACUACUCCAAGGACAGAGUCAACUGCUUCUGUUUGGUGUUCCCUGAGAGGACAUUUUAUCUGUGUGCCAAGAGUGGUGUGGAGGCAGAUGAGUGGAUCAAGAUAAUACGAUGGAAACUGUCACAAAUAAGAAAAGGAAGAUGACAACAUGAAGAGGAGGAGCCAAAAGAGGCAUAUUCUCACAGUGAACUAAAUUACCUUAAGUCUGGUAGCUUGUCACUCCUGUUAUCCUCAGAGAUCCUUUCUGCUCCACAGAUGACUGGCUGGUAACCCAAGACAAAAGACAAUUGGGCUCUCUGACCAUCGAAAAAUGGCCAUGUAAUUUUCAGGACAUGCACAAUGACAAUGUUUUGGAUCUAAUCGUAUUUUUUUGCGAUAGAUUUGAGUUCUUCCAGGAAUUUUAUUUUCUCUAGAUUGAUAUCUUUCACUGGUUGACAUUCACUUGAUCUUAAUUUUACUUAAUUAACAAGAUGUAACCCUCAUACUGUGAAUAAAUAUUUAUU